Molecule: messenger RNA, 1216 nt
Organism: Choloepus didactylus (southern two-toed sloth)
Lineage: Eukaryota; Metazoa; Chordata; Mammalia; Pilosa; Megalonychidae
Gene: FOXL2
Product: forkhead box L2
Exons: 1
Coding region: 1-1131 (376 amino acids)
Biological process (GO): regulation of transcription by RNA polymerase II; cell differentiation; anatomical structure morphogenesis
Molecular function (GO): RNA polymerase II cis-regulatory region sequence-specific DNA binding; DNA-binding transcription factor activity, RNA polymerase II-specific
Source: RefSeq, a predicted model, not a curated record
AUGAUGGCCAGCUACCCGGAGCCCGAGGACGCCUCGGGGCCCCUGCUGGCCCCGGAGACUGGCCGCGCAGCAAAGGAGCCGGAGGCGCCGCCGCCGAGCCCAGGCAAGGGUGGCGGCGGCGGCGCCGGGGCGACCCCGGAGAAGCCCGAUCCGGCGCAGAAGCCUCCGUACUCGUACGUGGCGCUCAUAGCCAUGGCGAUCCGCGAGAGCGCAGAGAAGCGGCUCACGCUGUCAGGCAUCUACCAAUACAUCAUCGCCAAGUUCCCGUUCUAUGAAAAGAACAAGAAGGGCUGGCAGAACAGCAUCAGGCACAAUCUCAGCCUCAACGAGUGCUUCAUCAAGGUGCCGCGCGAGGGCGGCGGCGAGCGCAAGGGCAACUACUGGACGCUGGACCCGGCCUGUGAGGACAUGUUCGAGAAGGGCAACUACCGGCGCCGCCGCCGCAUGAAGCGGCCCUUCCGGCCACCGCCCGCACACUUCCAACCCGGCAAGGGGCUCUUUGCGGCUGGAGGCGCCACUGGUGGCUGCGGCGUGGCAGGCGCAGGCGCCGACAGUUACAGCUACCUGGCGCCCCCCAAGUACCUGCAGUCCGGCUUCCUCAACAACUCAUGGCCGCUGCCGCAAACGCCCUCUCCCAUGCCCUACGCCUCCUGCCAGAUGGCGGCGGCAGCAGCUGCAGCUGCAGCUGCAGCUGCGGCCGCGGGUCCGGGCAGCCCCAGCGCGGCCGCGGUGGUCAAGGGGCUGGCAGGCCCGGCCGCUUCGUACGGGCCGUACUCACGCGUGCAGAGCAUGGCGCUGCCCCCGGGUGUAGUGAACUCGUACAACGGCCUGGGAGGACCGCCGCCUGCGCCCCCGCCGCCGCCACACCCCCAUCCGCACCCGCACGCACACCAUCUACACGCGGCCGCAGCACCGCCGCCUGCCCCGCCGCACCAUGGGGCGGCCGUGCCGCCCCCAGGCCAGCUCAGCCCCGCCAGCCCGGCCACAGCCGCACCCCCGGCGCCAGCGCCCACCAGUGCGCCGGGCCUGCAGUUCGCCUGCGCCCGGCAGCCCGAGCUCGCCAUGAUGCAUUGCUCUUACUGGGACCACGACAGCAAGGCCGGCACGCUGCACUCGCGCCUGGAUCUCUGAGAGCCCACCGCACGCCGGCGCCGACGGAUGAGAGGAUACAAAGACGCGCAACGCCGUCUCUGGUUGCAGCCUCCGCCUCCAGCGG